Messenger RNA from Marasmius oreades (fairy-ring Marasmius), 2354 nucleotides. RefSeq lists its product as uncharacterized. Lineage: Eukaryota; Fungi; Basidiomycota; Agaricomycetes; Agaricales; Marasmiaceae. The record is from RefSeq and is a predicted model, not a curated record. Gene Ontology annotation, biological process: protein phosphorylation. Bases 6 to 2162 code for a protein of 718 amino acids. The transcript has 4 exons. Gene Ontology annotation, molecular function: ATP binding; myosin light chain kinase activity.
GGACGAUGGAUAAAAGUAAAACGAUUGUUAUCCUUCUUUUUGGUCUGAAACUCAUCAAAGUCGUUAUCUCAGAAGAGCGCCACCUACCCGAACUGUUACACGAUAUACUGAAUUCCGGAGACUACGAUAUUCCCAAGGAAAUCCAUCUCAUAAUGCAGAAAUACACAACUCGUCAACUCCGUUAUAUCACCUUCCUUCACCCUAUUCCUAUCCACGACCUGCAAGACCCUCCAAAGGUGCAGGAAUUAACAGGAUUCAUCAACCUCGAACCUGAUUCAGGUCUCGCCCACUCAAGAGAAUGUACUCGCAGUCGUCUACCAUCUGAUGGAUCUUGUCUUAACCUGAUUAUCGAGGAACCGCUGCCUCUCGAACAAUUAGAGGUAGACGAGAGACUUCGUUCGCGGGAAGUCAUACUUUUCUUGAAUCGUUUUGGUGUCAACAUCUUUUGUCCGUUAUCCACCUUUGCACCAGGCUAUAAAGGGAACAACCCAAAAGCAAACCGUGUGUGGUGUAAACUUGUACAUCAACGAGAACUGGACAUCUUCACAAGCCUCGAACCUCAUAACCCCGGUGCUCAUCACAUCGUCGCCCUCCUCCUUCCUCCCUACCCACUUCCGGCGACAGACCAGUACCUGAUUACCAUGCCUGAUUAUGGGAUCGAUUUGGAGACUGUAAUUAGGCUAAACAAGGACGAUCAUUUUCUAGCUGGGCCGCAGGUGGUUUGCACUAUCGCUCACCAGCUUUGCGAAGCCAUCGGUUUCCUGCAUUCACAUGACACAUACCACCCGGACAUCAAACCUCAAAACGUAGUCAUUGACCCAGAAACCUGCCAUCUUACUGUGAUUGACCUAGGCUGGUCCAUGCAAGGUAGUCAACCUUGUCAAGUCUCAGGCGGCACUGGGACCUACCAGUUUGCACCCCCGGAAGUGCAGCGUUGGUACGAAUGGGAGAAGAUCUUGCCUGAAGACAUGAUAAUGUUCGGAUCAGAGCAAUAUUGGAAAGAGCGCGCAGCUGAAGAAGAGGAGGAGGAGAAGGAAUCGCCACAAGUAUAUGCUGAGGAAGGAGUUGAGCCUGAAGGCUACGAUCCUCAACGUGCAGAUUCUUGGGCGGUAGGCAACGUCAUUCGCACUCUUCUUUACGCGGAAAGUUACGCUCGUGAUUGGGACGAACUCCACGAUUUUAGUUUGUGGUUGAAGAGGGAACGGCCUAAUAUGGACGAGGCUCUCAAAUGGCUCGAUUCUGAUUUUGGUCGUGAUCUGCCACCUAUCGAAGAAGAGGAAAACGAGAUAUUUCGUUCGGAGGAAAUCACACUUUUUUUGAAUCAAUUCGGAUAUAAGGUCCUCCCCAGUGGCUAUCCGUUGUCCACUGUUGCACCGGGUUAUAAAGAGGACGAUCCGAUCGCGAACCACGUGUGGUUUAAGGUGGUGCAUCAAGCAGAACUAGAUGCCUUCACGUUCCUCGAACCUCAUGACCCCGGUGCUCAUCAUGUCGCUGCCCUCCUUCUUCCUCCCCACCGACUUGGGACAGACCAGUACCUAAUUACUGUGCCCAACUAUGGAAUUGAUUUAGAGACUGUCAUUGAAAAAAACUGGGAACUGAAUGCUUCAUUUCCACUACUUGGGACCGCGAUCUACAAAAUCGCUCGCCAGCUUUGCGAAGCCAUCAGUUUUCUGCAUUCGCAUGACCUAUACCACCUAGAUGUCAACCCUCAAAACAUAGUCAUUCACCCGAGAACUCACCAACUUACUCUGAUUGACCUAGGCUGGACCAUGCUAUGCAGACAACCUUACCUGGAUUUUGCCACUGGGACCUACGAAUUUGUAGCUCCAGAAGUACAGCGUUGGCAUGAAUGGGAGGAAAUCCAGCUCGGAGAUAACCUCGACUCAAUAGCAGAGCCUAGAUCUUGGAAAGAGGAUGAUGCGGCGGAAGGAGGAAGGGAGGAAUCGUCGCAAUCAGAUACUGAGGAAGCUGUUGAACCUGAACGGUACAAUCCCCAACGCGCAGAUUCUUGGGCGAUAGGCAAUGUCAUCCACAUUCUUCUGCAGGUGGGUUACGGGGAUAGUUGGGACCAAAUCGAAGCUUUUAGUGUGUGGAUGAUGGAGGAGCGACCUAAGAUGGAUGAGGCUCUCAAGCGGCUUGAUACCAACCCCGGCGGGUGGUGACUCGCCGAUGCAAGGUGAAAUUCCAAUUCUAAUUUGGCAUAGAAUUCGAGCGCAGCCUCCCCCCCGAUACUAUUUCCCUUCCAUACUGCUCGAGUUCGGUGACACCCAGGGAGACGGGUGGAACGGAUAGUCAACGGACGGUACAUUUUCCAACAGAAAUGGUUGAGGUGUCACGAACCCAUCAGAGAAAAC